AUGGAAGUUUUACGGUCUGAGAUGCAACAGCAAGUUAAUAGACUAGAACAAGAGCUUCGCCGUUAUAAGGCUGAUCUUAUGAGCUACCGAACUGAAAAUGCUAGACUUGCAACACAGGUAACAUGUGCUAGUGGUACAAGACGAUUAAUGGGUUUAAUUGGACUUUCAAAUAGUGAUAUUUUUAUUUUUAUUGUACUACUUCUAAAUACUUUAUCUGUUGUUGGACUCGCCUACUUCUAUGGUCGUCAUAUGCAUUACUACUGA
Enterobius vermicularis (human pinworm) is the source of this 264-nucleotide messenger RNA. NCBI's taxonomy places the organism in Eukaryota, Metazoa, Nematoda, Chromadorea, Rhabditida, Oxyuridae. The record is from the annotation of a GenBank genome assembly.